AUGUCUAUCGUCCUCGAUGUGAACCUGCUCUUCCCCAUCGUUUACCUGCUCUUCUGGGGUUUCCUGCUGUUCUUCAGUUUCUGCUCAGAGCCGCUGGUGUGUGGGACUGCCCUGGCGAUCAUCCUGACUGGCGUUCCUGUCUACCUGCUUGCUAUCGAGUGGAACCAGAAGCCCAAGUUCCUCGGGCGCAUCAUUGAAGCAGCGAUGUUUUCCGGACAGAAGCUGUGUUUUGUUGUUUACCCUCAGGAGGAGAUACCAGAGGAGAACGGACAACCUCCAACCCCAAAUCUGGAUGGGAAGUAGUAACUGUUGCAAAGUGGGUCCAGACCACAUUGAGCAGUCACCAACCCGAUGGCACCCAGGGCAGGAAUAUGUCGCCAAAAACACACGAGCGUAUGCCCAAGAGACAGAAGUUCCCAGCUUUUCCCCGUAGUGGUGGGUAGAGAUCCAUAGAGAACGUAGGCAGGUCCAGCAACCAGCCAGAGGUUGGAGCAGGCACAAGCCCAGUUUUUGAGACGACCCUGAUUCCAAACCUCCCCUCACCCAUCCCAUCCUGAGAAACUGCGCUGAUCUGAGGGGGAGUCUGGGCAGUGAGCAGCAGUGUCCCGGUACUGUUACCCCGAUAGCCCAUCUGUCCCAGGACACUGUCCCCACUGCCCAUUCUGUCCUGGGGUUGAGAGUGACCACAAAACUGUGAUGGUGAAAAACUUGGUCUUCUCCCCAAGCAGCCCCCUGAACACAGUUCCCUCCCCACCCCACCCCCAACUCCAUCUGGAGUACUGACUGUUUCCCCCCGGCCUGUUGUCAGGCCACAGGAGACGGUCAGGGGCCGAUUCCUCCCUCACAGCCCUGGGGUGGGUAGGAGGGGAGAGUGGAGAGAAAAAGGAUGGGUAGCAGGCACGGACACUCACUGUCCUGACAGGACAAACUUCAGGAAGAUCAUUUGACUCAAUAAAACUUCUUGAAUCCACAUCCUGUCUCUUUCCUCAUA
This is a messenger RNA of Mobula hypostoma (lesser devil ray), 991 nucleotides long. Its product is annotated as asc-type amino acid transporter 1-like. The record is from RefSeq and is a predicted model, not a curated record. The transcript has 3 exons. Lineage: Eukaryota; Metazoa; Chordata; Chondrichthyes; Myliobatiformes; Myliobatidae. The coding region runs from base 1 to 303 and encodes 100 amino acids.